Messenger RNA from Camponotus floridanus (Florida carpenter ant), 7031 nucleotides. RefSeq names its product zinc finger protein 271. The transcript has 11 exons. The record is from RefSeq and is a predicted model, not a curated record. NCBI's taxonomy places the organism in Eukaryota, Metazoa, Arthropoda, Insecta, Hymenoptera, Formicidae. Bases 558 to 3617 code for a protein of 1019 amino acids.
GUGGGCGAGGGGCCGCCAUGACAGUCGUCGUAUUUUCUGUCAACUGCGAGCACGUAGCGGCUUCGGGAGCGACGUUGUCGUGAAAAUCUCGCGCGGCUCGGCGUCCGUCGCGAUCGAAAGGGGCCGUCCCGCAUCCCGGGCCUGUCGGGCUGGCCGUUGCGGCUGUCGAGGAGGCGGUGGGCGAGCGCGCGUGGCCAUUAUCGGCGAUUUGUUUGUGGGCGUUGAUGGCGAGGUGAGACGUCGGGAGGCGGCCUGUGCGGAGCACGGCGCGGCGCGGCGCUGUCGAGAGUACAAGGGAGAAAGAGAGAGAGAGAGAGGGAGAGAGCUGGCCUGUGCGGAGGUUCCCCCUCCGCCCUUCUCGCGCCUCCGUGUGUCGCGACGAGCGCGCGUCUCCCCCGUUCCGUCUGUACAUGUGUGCGUGCGGCAAAAGAGGCGAGGAGGAGGCGGCCUCGGAGCCGACGGAGAACGAGAUGCGAGAACCGCCGACGGCACCGUGCACCACGAUGAACAGUCAAAUAUGUCAGACACGUUUAAUUAAUAUCCUUCAGUGAACGAAGAUGAAUAGUGAGCAGCAUGCAUUGCCAGCGACUACGCAGGCACAACAAGAGGAUGUAAAUGCGGGUCAAAGUGGUCGCCCAUCAUACCCAGGUGGUUUGGCUACUGCGACCGCGAGUCUUGGCAAUGUAGGGAGUACCCCCCAUUCAUCCACGGACCUGCGUGUAGGUACUGCCGUAGCGUUAGCCUCCUCGGUAGCUAAGUAUUGGGUCCUCAAUUUACACGGAUUGCUUCCUGGAACGCUACCUCAGGUCUCGGUCUUUCAUCCCCACCACAACUCCUCGCAUAGGAGUGGUGGCAGUGGGGAGGCAUCAUCCUCCAAAGAGUCAGCCUCUUCAUUGAAUCAGGAAAUGGCGUUGACUUCCAGCUCGCAUCAUCAACAACAAUCUACAGCCGCGCAUCAUCAUCAUCAGCCAUCGGUUAACAGCAGCAGCCAUCACAGUUCUCUGCAAUCGAAUCCGCAGAUUCCCGUAUCUCUUCCCGGCCUUAAUUUAGACGGCGCGCAUAUACCGGCGAGCGUUAGUCACCUGCAGGUUGCGCAUGCACAAAUGCAACAACAAAUGCAGGCACAAGCACAGCAGCAGCUGCACCAGCAGCAGCAACAGCAACAAGCGCAGCCGUCGCAGCAGCAACAGCAGCAGCAGUCCCAUCAUCAGAUGCCAAAUCAUCAGAACGCCCAGAACAACGGACCGACGGGACACGGCCAAAACGCACAGCGAGACGACAACAAAGUCAAGGACGAGGGCGGUAGUUGCACCACCGAGCGCUGCAGCGACAAUCAGGUUCACUGUCAAGUUCAAUGCGAUCUGCAAUUACAACCUCCGCAAGAUCUUCAACAGAGCUUGAUGCAACAGCAGCAGCAGCAACAGCAGCAGCAGCAGUCGCAGAUCGGGGUCAACAUCAGCGGAAAUUCCACCACCGAGGGCGGGAGUCAGAAUAAUUCCGAGAAGCCUGAGAAAGAAAAGGAAUUGCGGCAACUGAAUAUGACUCAAUUCCAAGUCCCUGACUUAAAGCCAGGAGGACACAUGAUGGAUGUGAGAACGGCGGACGGAUCGGUUGUGAAAAUCAGCGCGGGAAACGAGCAAGAUUUGGCGAAAACUCUCGGCGUCGAAAUGGUACAAAAUAUGUACAAGGUAAACGUUGAAGAUAUUAAUCAACUCUUGGCUUAUCACGAAGUCUUUGGAAAGCUACAAAGUGAAAUUGCGGCUGGAACAACUCUAGUGGGUAGCACUGUUCCCACGCAGACAGUUACCACGAUACAAAAUGGUACUCCAAUCGUGCAGCAAGUCCCACUGAACAAAUUUGAUAUAAAAUCGAGCGAUGGCGAGGCAACUCCCGGUCCAAGUGCAUCGCCCGUAUCAGUUGGCAGUCACGCUUGCGAGAUAUGCGGAAAGAUCUUUCAGUUUCGUUAUCAGCUUAUCGUGCAUCGCAGAUAUCAUACCGAGAGGAAGCCGUUUACGUGUCAGGUAUGCGGUAAAGCGUUCUCGAACGCAAACGAUUUGACGCGUCACGGCAAGUGUCACUUGGGUGGAUCCAUGUUCACUUGCACAGUCUGCUUUCAUGUUUUUGCGAACGCACCUUCGCUGGAUCGCCAUAUGAAGAGACACGCCACCGACAAACCGUACAAUUGUACAGUCUGUGGUAAGAGCUUUGCGCGCAAAGAGCAUUUGGACAACCAUACGAGAUGUCACACUGGCGAAACACCUUACAGGUGCCAAUACUGUUCAAAGACAUUUACCCGAAAAGAACACAUGGUAAAUCACGUUCGCAAACACACUGGUGAGACUCCACAUCGAUGUGAUAUUUGCAAGAAGAGCUUUACUCGCAAAGAACACUUUAUGAACCAUGUUAUGUGGCACACAGGAGAAACCCCUCAUCAUUGCCAAGCCUGCGGCAAGAAGUAUACGCGUAAAGAGCAUCUCGCUAACCAUAUGCGCUCUCACACGAAUGAUACGCCGUUCCGUUGUGAAAUAUGCGGUAAGUCGUUUACGAGGAAGGAGCAUUUCACGAACCACAUAAUGUGGCACACGGGUGAGACGCCGCACCGCUGCGACUUCUGCUCGAAGACGUUCACGCGAAAGGAGCAUCUCCUGAACCACGUUCGCCAGCACACGGGUGAGUCUCCACACCGAUGCGGCUUCUGCUCCAAAUCGUUCACCAGAAAGGAACACCUUGUUAACCACAUUCGCCAACACACAGGGGAGACGCCCUUCCGCUGUUCAUACUGUCCGAAAGCAUUUACGCGGAAGGAUCACCUGGUGAACCACGUCAGGCAGCACACGGGUGAGUCACCGCACAAGUGCCAGUAUUGCACCAAAUCCUUCACGCGGAAGGAACAUUUGACCAAUCACGUGCGUCAACAUACAGGCGAAUCGCCACACCGAUGCCACUUCUGCUCCAAAUCAUUUACUCGUAAGGAGCAUUUGACGAAUCAUGUGCGCAUCCACACUGGCGAAUCUCCACAUAGGUGUGAGUUCUGCCAGAGGACGUUCACUAGGAAAGAACACCUAAAUAAUCAUCUCCGUCAACAUACCGGAGAUUCCUCACAUUGUUGCAACGUGUGCUCCAAACCAUUCACAAGAAAGGAGCAUCUCGUGAAUCAUAUGCGUUGCCAUACCGGUGAACGUCCAUUUGUGUGCACGGAAUGUGGCAAGAGUUUCCCAUUGAAGGGCAAUCUUCUCUUCCAUAUGCGCUCGCACAACAAGGGCAGCAACGCCGAGAGGCCGUUCCGCUGCGAUCUGUGUCCCAAAGAUUUCAUGUGCAAAGGACACUUGGUCUCGCACCGACGCUCGCACUCUGAUGAGCGGCCGCACAGUUGCCCAGACUGCGGCAAGACCUUCGUCGAGAAGGGCAAUAUGCUGCGACACUUGCGCAAGCACGCGGCCGAAGGACCGCCGACACAGGUUAGCACGCCGUCGGCGAUACCGCAAACCGGCGUUCUGCCGAUUCCAGCGGCAGCGGCGGUCCUGGUGGGACACCCAUUAGCGCCACCGGCGCCUCCUGUCGUCCCGCAACACACGGUGGUAGUGCCGACACCGCCCGGCGUAUUGGCAUCGUACUAGAUCAUGAUCCAGAUAAGGAAGAUGGAGAUGACAAAUCCUAAAAAUGCUAUAGAAGCUUGGAGGAUUCCUCCGAGGAUGAGAUAAGACAAAGAGAGCAAGAAGAAUAGAGAGAAAUAGAAAGGAAAGAGAAAGCCAUCCGAGAGAAGGCGUCUGAUAUAUGCUGUGUGUAUACUUAAUAUAUACGAUUGUGUCCAAGAAGUGUGAAGAUUGUGCGCCGCUAUUCGUUGUUUCUUUGAGGAAACUUGAAUUGCAGUGAGGUUAUUAUUUAAUAUAUGGGAUUAUUAACAUACGCCAUAUAUUUGAAUUAUCAUGUGUUUCGCGUGCUGCGCAAUCCAUCUGCGAUUCUGCAACAGUUUAUAUAUACCAUUUUCAUUUUCUAAAUUUGCAGUGAACUUUCUUCGGGACGAUAUAAAGCGAUCGUUCGUGAUAUGCGCAUAAAAGAUCAUAUAUUGGAACAUUAACGCUCGAUUGCUAAGACUUGCGACAAUGGCGGUGUAUUAUCCAAAGUUUUUGGUUUUGUUUUCGUUUAUAUGCUUAUAUGUACUUGAUAAGUAUAUGUCGUUUGUGGUAAACGAAUGUGUAUUCGUUUCAAAUUUGUGCAAAAGGAACAUCAGAGUAUGUCGGAACUUUGCGACUAUGUGAUGUAAUAAUUAUAAACAUGUAAUAGUUCUUCUUCGUUAAUAUUGUACUUUAGUAAUCUUCCGUAAUGUUAAAGAAAAAAAAGGCACUAAUUAUAUAAUGUCAACGGCGAUUGUCUCGGAUUAUUACGUUCGCAUGUUAUUUUCAUAUGAAAGAAGAAUGUAUCCGUAUGAAUUCGCCAAUUAUAGUAAAGUUUUCGGGAAUCGUGAUGGCACGUAUACCAUCGCAAAGUACCAUCAGGAAAGAUACAUUCGCGAAUAACGAAUAACAAUUUUGAAAAAAUAUGUAUUGUAUAUAAAUAUAUAUGUAUAUAGGCAUUAGCAUAUAUAAUAUAUAUUAUAUAUGCUAAUAUAUUGAUAUUAGCAUAUAUAAUACUUUUCUAUAUAACAGCAUAUAUAAUAUAUACUAAUACUACACACAUAUACUAAUAAUAUAUAUUAUUAAUAUUUUUUCUGUGAAAACAUAUGUUGUGAUAAAUCGUUUUUUUACAAAUACGUUUUAUCCAACACUGGUAUACAGGUAAUUUUUUAAUAUCAAAAAAAAUGAAUGAAAUUUAAUUUUAAAUGAUAAAAUUGUAAUUUUGUCUAUGAUUACUCUUUGCACAUUAAUUAUUAAUUUUACAUAAUUUUCCAUAUGAAAGUUUAUCAUUAGGAUUACUAGUUUGAUGAUAAUUGCGCGGUUUCAUUGGAUCCAAAAUGUUUCAUGAUAAAUUAAAGUGGGUCCGACAUUUGCAAAUGCAGAGAGAUAUCGUACUUUUAUAUAAAAGAGAUCGUUGAUAAAAAGAAGCGGAUAUGGAUUGACAAGUAAAUUAUUUUUAUCAAUAAUCAAUCACAAAUGUAUAGCAAUUUUGUUUUCUAAUUUUCAAACAUUGAAAUAUUUAUGUUAAAUUUUCACGAUAAAUAAUGUGAAAUUAUUUCUUUCAAAUAUUUCUAUAAUUUUCAGCUGAUGUUUAAUAUCCUAUUAUAGUAGAUCUCGCAGUCAAAGUGAAAUCGUAAUAUUUGGAAGUAAAAUAGCCGAAGGUCCGAACUUCAAUUAAUAAAAUUUUCUUUUAUAUCGACGUGAAAGUACGAUAAAGGAAUAUUCGUGCGUUCAAUCGUUUGACUUAGGCGUCGUUAUGAUUCUUAGUCUUAGUUAUUACGAUCGAGUGCAAUAUGAUUCAGUCGUACAUUUUGUUUAGGAAAACAAAGAUUCGACAAACGGACACCACUGAUAUCCGAUCUUGAAUAUGUUGAAGGCAAACCGAUAAAUUGAAUUCGCGCUUUAUUGAGAACAAUUUUUGUUCCCUUUUCUUUUUUUAAGUAUUUGUUACUAAAUCUAAUUAACAAUUAAUUAUAUAUUUCCUUUUGUAUCAUCUAUCAUAAAAAGAGAGAGACACUGUAGCGAUCAUCCUGUAAGGCCAUGUAUUUCGUAUUACCGUUAAGAUUAAAGUAAAAAAGAGAUAAAUAAGAGCGUGACAGCGUGGCGUAUUUGUGAUCGCGCAUGUAUACAAUAUCGAGUAUCUAAAACUUGAGUUCUACACGAGAGCGAUUUAAGAAAAAAAAAAGAAGAUAAAAUUACAACCAAUCGUCGCGCCGUCGCGUUUGCAUUAAAUAUAUAAUUAUGUAUAAUAUUAGUAUAAUAAAACUAUAUCAAAUAGGCAUUAUAUAUACAAAGGACGACAAAUUUAUUAAUGCGCGUUUGUACGUCACAUGCGGUCCGCGCGUGCGACGAAAGUUGUUCGCAACUCGGUAGAAAUCUAGAUAUAAAUAUAUAUAUAUUAUAUAUAUAUAAUAAAUAUACAUAUAUAUAUAUAUAUUAAGUAUAUUGAAACAGUUAGAUAUCUCAUGUACUAUUUAAAAUAACGAAACAGUGAAAACUUGAAUGUAUUGCAGGGUCACCUUAUACCGUGAAAUAUCGUGGGAAAUUUACCUACUAUGAGUAGAUCUUUGUUAUAUUCUCGGGAAAAAUAAAAAAAAAGAGAGAGCGAAAUAAAUUAAGGCGAUAGAUAUGUGGGCCAUCGUGAACUUACACGGGGACAAAUAUAUAUGUAUAAUAUAUAUAUUGCUCAUAAUGCUUAUAUACAUUAUGUAUAUAUACUGUGUAACAUAUGUAAGUGAAGUAAUCGUCGAGGAAAAAAACGACCAGAUUCAUCCUUUUCCUCGGAGAAAGGGGGAGAGAACAUACUUCCGACAAAGUGGCACACACGCGUGUAAAGAGAGAAUGAAAAAAAAAAAAGAAAAAGCGAUUCCUCUGCAAAUGACCUUUGCAUCUUUGCGCGACACAUUGCUAAGAAUAUGUAACAAGGAAUAAAUAGAAAUAAUGUUUAUAUGAAUUAUUAUGAUUAUUAAUAAUGAUACUAUCAUACGUUACGAGGGUAAAAACUAAGAGUUGAUUCAUGCUUUUAAGAGAUUUAGUUUCGUGCUUGUUUAAAAAUAAAGAUGAAGAUAAUGGCAAGCAGUCAGAUCCGUGCGUUCCGUGCGUUGUGAGUCGAAGCGAAUUGUAUGCGUCGAUGUAAAGACGAUGUUUCGGACACCAUCAUCGUCAUUGUUGUUCAUCGCUAUGUUACGUUGCAUCUAAAAUUGCGCAGGGCAUCGUGCAUCAUUCAUCUAACAUACUAAGCAUUUAGGCGGUCUGCGCUUCGGCUCAGAGCGAAAAAAAACGUGGUGAGGGAAAAAAAGAUUCAAAAUAUGAUUAUUUACUUUAGAUAGAACGAAAAUAUGUAUAGAAUUUUAUUAUGCACCAUUGUAAUAUUAUGUAUCCCAGUUGUGACACAAUAUACACUGGUGUUAUGUUAAA